This is a messenger RNA of Cotesia glomerata, 813 nucleotides long. RefSeq lists its product as uncharacterized. The annotation marks the transcript as partial. Lineage: Eukaryota; Metazoa; Arthropoda; Insecta; Hymenoptera; Braconidae. The record is from RefSeq and is a predicted model, not a curated record. The transcript has 3 exons.
AUGGAUGACACUAAACUCUACUUAGCAAUAAAAUCCGUCCGUGACGGUUCGAAACUUCAGAGCUUCAUCACGUUUUUUGAAAAUUUAUGUACUGAUUAUGACUUAUUUCUGAAUCUCGAUAAAUGUAAAAUUAUGUCUUUCUGUAGAAAUAAGUGUCCGAUACUAUUUGAUUAUGAGAUUGAUGGUGUUUCUAUCAAAAGAGUUAUCUGUCACAUGGACCUAGGCGUUACAUUUUAUAAUAAACUCACCUUUCAGCCUCACAUUAAUAAAGUGGUGACUGGCUCUUGGAAGAUGUUAGGGUUUGUCACACGUCCUAGUCGUAACUUACAUACCACUAAGGCAAUGAAAAGUAUCUACUAUUCACUAGUCAGAUCUCGUUUAGAGUAUGCAUCGAUUGUAUGGUCUCCCAUAUAUGAUGUCUACUAUAAUAAGAUUGAUAAAAUCCAAAAGAAAUUUCUUAAAUUCCUCUCGUGGAGGAUUGAUGGAGUUUAUCCUGACCCUGGGUCGGACUACGUCAACCUCUGCCGUAAAUUCCGUGUACUUUCCUUGGGAGAUCGUCGGCUAUGUGCAUCAGCCAUGUUUGUUGCGCGUUUAGUUCAAGGAUAUAUUGAUUGCUCACGGCUUCGUAGUUUAAUAAUGUUCAAGAUGCCAGUGCUUAGACGUGGUCCACCUUUUCAUCUUCCAAUAGCCAACACCAACUUUGCCACUUCUGCGCCUACUUAUCGUGUGAUGGACGCAUUUAAUAAAUUAUAUAAUUCCAAUAAUAAUUUGGAUGUCUGGCUAAUUCAUAAUAUAAAUGCUUGGCGACGAUUA